CCUGUCGGCCGAUGUUCGCCUUUGAAAAACUCAAUUUUUUUGUGAUGGAAGUGUGCUGGUGAAGUUUUCAAAGUGAGCUAGAGACGAUGUUUCCUUUAGAGGCAGUAUGGCUUAAAACAGUGGAAGAAAAAUAGAAACCCACCAGUAAAGUCCAAAAUGGAAAACAGCCUGGGAUAUUUGCAUCGUCAGCCAUAUUUUUUGUUUGUUGAGCUGGGGGGUUUAGCUUUUAAAACUGAAAGGUUUCGUUUUCGUAAACAUAUUUCGACUGAAAGCGAAAGGAGAAGCAUCAAAUCUCAUCGCAACGGUUCGCUUAUACCACACAGACCACUCAGCAGAGUGUAGAGUAGGCGAAAUUUUAAGACUAAUUCCAAGGGACUUGGAAAAUGUCACGAAACAGUUUCCAGCAACCCAUUGAUGUAGAAAUGGUUCCAGCGUUGGAAACAGUACCGCAGUCCCAUCUUCUGGCAGCAACAACCCAGGUAAAGAACGACGCAGGCGGCUUUGUGUGGAAAGUGAACGACAUGGAGAGGUUAAGGCGUUUUCUUGUGCUUGGGUGCGAAGGCGGUACUUACUAUGCCACGGAGCAGAAACUUGGACAAGAGAACGCUCAGGCCUUGCUGAGAAUCAUCACCGAAGGUCGUGGCCCGGAGGCGGUAAAAAUUAUCGUUGAAUACAGCACCGAUGGUCGUACAGCCAAACAAGACCCGAUCAUUUUGGCCUUAGCUAUGUGCGCUCGUUCAAGUCACUUGGAGACGAAACGUGCAGCGUAUGCUGCUGUCACGCAAGUUCUGCGAAUUCCUACACAUCUUUUCUCGUUCACUGAAUUCUGCGAGAAGCUGAGCAAGCCAAAGUCCACCGGCUGGGGCCGAGCACACAAGAAAGCAAUCCAGAGAUGGUACACAGAGAAGAAACCGCGAGUUCUAGCUGUUGCCGUGACCAAGUACAAACAGAGAAAUGGAUGGUCGCAUCGUGACUUGUUCCGUUUAUGUCACGUAAAACCUACUAACCCCGCUACACAGUUUAUUGUAAAGUACGUGAUUAAAGGUUUUGAUGCAGCAGCGACACCUGGUGGCAGCCAAGAUGUCCUUUCAGUGUACAACUUUUUAAAAGCAGUGGAAGAAGCCAAAUCAAUGAGCAAAACUGAGUUGGUACAAGCAAUCAGAGAACAUGGGCUCGUGCGGGAACACAUUCCUACCAACUAUCUCAGCUCCAGAAAGGUGAGUCUAAGGAGAUGUUUGUAAGUCCUUAAAUGACUUGUUGUUGUCUGACAAACUGAUUGACAGAUCUAUAGACAGCGAGUCUGAGAGAGAAUGAAUAAACAAAUAAUCCAGCAUAUGAGCAACCAAACAGAUGAUGAUGAUGUUAUGUAGUCAGACUUGCCAAGUUUGUUGUAAGUCUCGCCUUGUCACCACCUAUAUCAUGCUCACUUUAAAAAGUCUUUGAAGCAUCUGUAGGGUUCAUUUCCCAGCUGGAUAGCAAACCCAAUCUGACAGAAAUGCUUAGAGGUCUCGUUUGUUUGAUAAUUUAAUAAGUAAAUUGCUGAUUUGGUGUGUUGUUUCCACUCUUCAGCCUAUCACAAACCCUGCCGUGACUUGCCGCUGUCACUCACUCACAAGUAAACCUAAAUCUCUCAUUUUACAAUGGCCGCCAACAGACAUGUGCAUGUCAGCAGCGAUGAAGAAGAUUGAUUGUGGUGUUUACUGCUCCCACUUUAAAAUGAUACUUUGACUUCUAAACCCAUAAUCCCUGCUUGGAGUCCUUCCACCAAGAAAUGUGGGACACCUUGCAACUUUUUCCCACCUCUCACCACUUUUUCCAGCUCUAGGUCCAGAAUCUCAAGAUUUUUGCCUCUUGGUGGUUGGCAAGUCUGUGUAUUUUUUCUUAUACAAUCUAUAAUACCUAAACAUGUUUUGUUAUUCUACCACAGAUUUGGGAGGCUCUUUUGGAAAACAUGCCUAUGACUGCUAUGAUAAGAAAUCUUGGUAAAAUGACCAAUGUUGGAGUAUUGGCACCUUUAUCAGCUGGAGCAGCUCGGGUCUGUGAGAUGUUAAAGAGCGAGAAGAACCUUAAAGAUGCACGUGUCCAUCCAUUCUCAAUCCUAGUAGCUCUGAAACAGUAUGAGGCAGGUAAGGGAGAGAAGGGCAAACUCACUUGGAUUCCCAACCGAGACAUUGUGACUGCACUUGACAAGGCAUUUUACUUGGCUUUCAAGGUUUGUGUUCUGUAAUUUGUUGUAUUUAUAAUUAUUGAGGAAUUUUUAACUGAACUUGUACUUCCAGUCAUAGAUACCGUUAUUUAGUUAUGUUCCUUUAUUUAUGUCAAGCAAGGCACAGUGAUAGCCUGGGGCUAUGGCCUGUAUGGCUAGCUGAGUUAGGGAGUAAGGUUAGUGUCUUUUCCUCUCAGAAUGCCUGAUUUGGAAGCAAAAAGGACCCAUAAAUUAAUGAACUUUGUUUGCCCCAAGAGAAAUUGAAAACAAUACUUAUCUUAUUUUUUGGGGUGGGGAGGGUGCAAAAAGGGUGUUCUUGACAAUGCAAAAUGGCAAAAUUGGGUGGGAAAUUAUGUUGUUGCCCAUACUUGUGUUAUUUAGUGGUAAAAGAAAUGCGUGUUAUGGUUGCACACAAAGGUCAUUACUUGAACAACGUUUUCUUGGUGGUCAUCGCUUCCACCUAAUUUCUGAGAGUGUUUACCCUUUUAUGGUAUUUUGUGGGAGAGGGAGUACUCAGGAAUCAUCCCUUUGUUUCCAGUACAAAUUCACGCAGUAACUCAAGGACAAUCUUUUUAUCAUCAUUUAUGCUUGUACUUUUACAGGCUGUGGAGCCCACCAAUAAGAGGUAUCUUUUGGCGAUUGAUGUCAGUGGUUCAAUGUCUUGUGGUAAUUGUAAUGGAACAACCAUCACCCCCAGGGUUGCUUCUGCUGCUAUGGCGAUGCUUACAGCACGCACUGAACCACAGUAUCACUUUGUGGGGUUUUCUCAUCACCUGGUGCCUCUGAACAUUAACUCUGCUCAGAAACUUGAUAGAGUCAUAAGGACCAUUGAACAAGUAAGUUGAUAGACACUUUUGAUGUUUUUGUCCUUUAAACUUUGUUAAAUUACACACAUGGAAAAAUAUUUUCAUGUUGAUCACCUAAGAAGGACUAAUCCGAACUUGACAACAAACUCACAAAGGUAGGCAAAGUCAGUGACGUGCUUUCUAAGAAAAACAAAUCACAUGUUUUUCACUGAAAAUGAAGUGUUUUUGUGGUAAGAAUAUCGCCUCCAAAUAUAUCUUGCAGUAGGGACAACUUGGAGCAACUCAUUGACAUGCAGCACUAUAAUGCUUUUGGUACAUCAGCACAUUUAAAGAGUCAAAGAUUCAAGUUGUAACGAUACUACCGAAGAGCCGUGAGGUGAAUCCAACAGAUUUGUUUUAAGCUGUUGUGCAAAAGAACGUAAGAAAAUGGUAACCUCCUGGAAGAAGAGCCCCGCAGAAAUAGCAAAUUCUGAAGUUCUUAGCCAACUACACUUUCACACAGCUCAGCAUUUUGUGGCUGGUGUGAAGUGUGAGCAACAGGCUGCAUCGAUGGAAGACUGAUCCAGUCCAAUAUGAGUUUUAAGACAAUGUCUGAAGAAAGUGCUGUAUUUCGGUAGCUCAAUAAGUUGUAGACUGUCCUAAAGUUUUUCUUCUGUUUUCCCCUCAAUUUCAUGUCAAAACAUCCACAAACACGUCACAAAAUUCUUAACACAACAACACUUCGUGUGACUUUGUGAUUUCGUUACCAAGUUUGUAUACACCGAAAUGCAAUUCCUACUGUAUGCAGUUCCUAUUGUAUGUACUUGGCUUGUUUCAUUUCUGUAUGGUAAAAUCUCAGUGAUCCAGGACAGUUUUGUCCAGUGUACAACAUUGCUUAAUACUUUUAUUUGCUUAUCUUAAAAAUACCCUGCUGACCCGAGCUUGUCACUGUUAGCAAAUCAGUCAUUGGACCUAAUGGUAGCAAUAAUUUUAAUGAGUUUGCCCACGGAUUCACAAACUUAAAGUCAAAAGUCUGUCGUAAAUAUUGAAUGCCUGGCCGUAAACUCUACCCAUAUUGGUUGCCCAGCGGUGAGGUGAAAAGCUUGAAUUAGUUGCCAGGGUCAGCUCCAUCUUUUGCCCUUUUAAAGUGAGGCUUCUCAAUUUUUUUUCUAAAUUACAUAAUAUUUAAUUUAUUGCUCAUUUUUACAAAAUAAGGCAUUUUACUUCUAAGGUGCCCAUGGGAGGAACUGACUGUGCUCAACCCAUGAUCUAUGCCAAGAAAAAGAACCUCAAAGUUGAUGUCUUCAUUGUUUACACUGACUCUGAAACCUGGGCUGGUCGUAUACAUCCUAGUAAGGCAUUGGAGCAGUACAGGAAACACUCUGGAAUCAAUGCUAAGCUCAUUGUUUGUGCAAUGACUUCCAAUGGUUUCACGCUGGCUGAUCCUGAGGACAGAGGAAUGCUUGACAUGGCUGGGUUUGACUCUGCUGCUCCAGAUGUCAUCAGGCAGUUUGUUCUAGGGUUAUAAGAAUAAAGAGGGUGUUUUGAUUCGCACUGAGUUAAAAAGUUAGUGUUUGAAGUAGCAGCCGAGUUCAGGAAAAAGCAACAAUGACGGCGACAGCUAUGAAAACGUCACUGAAGUGAGUUGAAGUCAUGCUGCUUCAAACUUUAUUGUGCUUAUUCUCUCUUAGAGUUGAAUUCUAAAAGACAGUAUACGAGUUCAGAAAAAGAAGAAGAAAGUCGUCGCCUUGUGUUCGCGUCCUCCACAAAAUGUGAAAAUAGCCAUCCUUUCGUUGUAGUAGUGCAGUGAUGGUAAGAAAUAUACAAAAAGCGUGAUGCACAGUGAAAGUUGUUGUUUUGCCCCUCUAAACCUUUUGCUUUUAUACCGUUCUCAUUGAUGAAGCCGUCGUGGUCGUUGGUGAAGCUCACUAUUUAACUAAAUAAGUCAGUUGUACACAAAGCUUCGCAGAGAUUUUGUAGAAUGUUUGUUUAUUUUGCCACAUGAGGUUAAAGUGAAGUAAGGAGUGCCCCACCCCUCCCAAUUGAGUGCCAUCCUUUCACAGGCACUCCUCUUUUGCUUAUUCGAGGAACAUUGUUCAGUUCAUAAGAUUAUAUUGAAAAUAUUUUAACAGGUUUGUUGACAACAGUGUUAGAAAAUCUGUCAGUGAUGUUGAUCAUUGUUACAGAAUUAUGUACGUUGUCUGAUAAUAUUAAUAGUUUUCACAAAAACUAUUCUCUUUCCCCUCCGUAGAGGCCUCUUUGUGUCAUAGAGAGGCUGGGGAAAGGGAAAAAUGAAAGCGUGGGGGUCACGAUGGGAAGAGGAAAGAGAGAAAGCCUUUUUCUUCUUCCUAUCGUCCCCCAUGUGAUUGCUAUUCUUUUACUUCUGUUAUUUUUAUUGGGGGGACCCAGCAGGAGCCUCUGUGGCACAGACAGCACCAACCAAGCAUACAAAGGUGCUGUGUUGUUUACAGCCACUGAGUCAGUAGAGUUAUUUAUACUGUUCACUCUUAUACUAAUGCCACACAGAAAUAUUUAAACAGUUCUUUGUUUCAAGUUCAUGAGAUGUGCCUAAAUAAGCUAAUAAUAAUUAAAAUAUUUUGCAGACACAAUAAUUUAAUGCCUGUGGAAGCGAGGAGCACCUUUGCUUCAACUUCUUUUUUUCUUUUUCUUUCUGUCUUUUUACAUUUUUUAAGUGAACAACAUGUUUUCAUAAGCACAUGUCGUAGUUAAUUAUUUAUGAUUAAACAAUUAGGAUGAUGUGAACUGUGGAAAUGCUGAAUUUUUAAUAUGGUCUUUGUUAUCUCUGGUAAUUUUUAUUUUCUUUUGUUGCAACUUCAUUAGCAUACAUUAUCAUACCCAAAAACAAACGAAAAGCAAAAAUUACCUGAGAUAAAGAAUUAACUACAACACAUAUAAACCACAAAAUCAUCUGAACCUGCUAAAAGGCGAAAUGCAGGUUCUGAAAUACAUCCAAACACAAGAGAUCGAUAGGGACUGCUUACCGUUUACACAAACCACCCGGCUGGAAAUCUUGUGUAUAAACAAGAAACCAUAAAAUUUGACCCCGGGUUGGAGAAUGACCCACUAAACUGUGUAUCCAGAUCAGCUGAACAGACUAAAAAGAGUAGAAAAAGUGCAUCCCCUCAAAUCACAGUCCAUGUUUUCUGAAGAUAAAUUCUCAAAGGGAACUGGGCGAACCAUUUGAUUUUAGCUAUGGGUUAAAGAUCCUUAUUUGGAUCUCAGUUCCACCUUUACCAAAGCUGUCUAGGUACCAUUAGCCAUUUAACCCUUGGGUAGAUGGUUCUUGCCCUCAGAAAAGCCACCACCUUGUGUUUAGGGAGCUUCUCAGGGUGAAAACUGCGUCUGAAAACUUUCCAUGGAUACGUCUCCAGGGAAAACUUUUUUUUUGAGACCAUGGAUCCGCCACCCUCAAACACAACAAAACGUGUUUCUUGGUGUUGCGCGGAUCCAGGGGUGUCCGCAGGGGUCCGAAGCCUCCCGCCCCCCUUUUUAAGACCAAAUUGAGGCCCUUCAAGGAAACAGAUGGGUGGAAAAAAAUUUUUUGAUCCGCCACUGCCUCAAACACAACAAAACGAGACGUGGGUGGGGGGCUUCGAUGGUCGAUUUCAGUCUGUGGGCCAGGUGAGGAAUCCAAAGUGAAGUCAGCCAAUCAUGAAGCAGUACAUGUACCUAACAGUAGAAAUCACGCUCUGUAUGUGCGCAGGAGCCCUGAUGUGCGGUAUUCUUCAUUCAUAUGAUAGCGCGAAAUCAUUAAAAUAGCGAAAAAGAACCCUCCUUCGGACACUCGGUAUUUAAAUUUCCCCCACUGGUCAAGGGUGUGUUUCGCUAAGAAGUCGAAUGUUGCAACCAAUAUUGAUGUCGCAAAUAACUAGCUUGACUGACGAGCGAUAAGUUGACGUAUCUUUGACUGCAAAAUAUGAGGGCUCGGCAUGCUUGCCUCCUUAAAAAUGAUGAAUUACAGUAAUUGAUAAGGAAGUUUUUACGCAAACUCGGGGAUUAAAACCGAAUGACCGAAAACGUUUUACGGCAAUUAGGGAAGGCAUGGGUGUAAAAGCAAACAAAAUGCGCAGUACGUUAUUAAUAAAAAAUAUACUUCCAUUCCCUCAUAAGGAUAUCCAAGGGAAAAAAAGAUUUCACCACCGGCCACCCUCACCCACUCCCUCUAUUACGUUUCUAUAACAUAUGGUCUAUCCCUUUUCAGUGUUCUUGUUUACAAGACCUUUUCCCAUCAAGUCAAGUCGCCAGUCCAAGUUUUUUCAUUGAGGCCGUGUGAGGUUAAACUCCGACAAGGGACAUUGCCUUAAACAGCAACAUAAGCCAGUUGAAAUGGCAAGAAACGACACAAAGAUGGUUGAAACUGCGGUAGGGAAGAGCGACAAACGUAAAUACAACAGUAAAAUACUGACGACAACAAUUGGUCUCCUUUAUACGUUUUCAGUCAAGGGGAGCACUGGAGAAGAUUCUAGUCAGUAACCAAAUGUAGUAUUUAUCCUUGUAUCUCCAAAUGAGUUUUUUUGGAGCCAAGUAUGAAUUUUACAAAAGAAUUUCGAAAUAGGUCUAACCUGGAAAAAUUUACUUUUUUAUGAAUGUUAAUCAAAUGAGUUUAUAGAAAAGCAAAUACCGGUAAAAUGAGUAAAAUGUUACAAUGUUGCCGGCACACCAAAAAGUGCCUACGUAAGCAUAAUUUUUACCUCGGGUAACCUCGGGACCCUCGCGUAACAUAUUAAAGGGUAACCAGCCGCUCACUCUGGCAAAUCGUUUUUUGUUUUUUUUUCUUAUAGAUCACAACAGAUUUAAGAUAAGAAACAUGUAAAUAUAAAGUGAUUUUAAUUUUUUUUCGGACUUCUACUGAUGCUACAACCGAGUGCAGACACUUGAAGUUCUGCUAUGGAAGUCUGGGUAAGAGUUUUAUUUGAACAAAAGAUCCCGGAAGCUUUCCGCGUUGGGUCAGCCAUCUUUUGUAUGGGUCUAACUUUCAUAAAGAACUUGUAAAGCGAAAACUGUUUUUUGACCGAAAACGAAGGCAGAUACUUCAGUUCGGUCCGUGUUUAUUUGAUUAACCAAAGCGACGACAUCAGUUUAGAGCUAGACGUUUUUGUUUUUCUGCAUCAGCGAUCGACUGGCGUCAAGGCAAGAAAACAUGGCGAACCAACGUCCAGAUGUUGAAAUGGUUCCUGCUUCACCAGGAGGUACACCACAGUCUGAACCAAUUGCAGCAAAUCAGGUACAGAACGAAGCAGGCGGCUUUGUGUGGAAAGUGGACGACUUGGAGAGGUUUAGGCGUUUUCUUGUGCUUGGAAGCGAAGGCGGUACUUACUAUGCCGAGGAGAAGAAACUUGGACAAGAGAACGCUCAGGCCUUGCUGAGAAUUAUCGCCGAAGGUCGUGGUCCCGAGGCGGUAAAAAUUAUCGUUGAAUACAGCACCCAGGGUCGUACAGCUAAGCAAGACACGAUAAUCUUGUCCCUAGCUAUUUGUGCUCGAUCAAGUCACUUGGAGACGAAACGCGCCGCGUAUGCAGCCUUGUCACAAGUUCUGCGAAUUCCUACACAUCUUUUCUCCUUCGUAGAGAUCUGUGAAACUCUGAGCAAGCCAAAGUCCACUGGCUGGGGUCGAGCACAUAGAAAGGCAAUCCAAAAGUGGUAUACUAACAAGAAACCCAAGGCUCUCUCUGUUGCUGUGACCAAAUACAAACAAAGAAAUGGAUGGUCGCACCGUGACGUGUUUCGUUUGUGCCACGUUAAACCAAACGACCCAGCCAUACAGUUUAUCGUGAAGUACGUGAUAAAAGGUUUUGAUGCUGUGCAGCCCGAUGCAGCGACGCCUGGUGUGGGCCAGGAUGUUACAUCUGUCUACACGUUUCUCAAAGCAGUGGAAGAAGCCAAGACAAUGAGUGAGGAGAGGCUAGUUCAAGCAAUAAAAGAUCACAAUCUUGUGCGGGAACAUAUUCCCACUAACCAUCUCAACUCCCAAGAGGUUGGUUAUUGCUCCAUUUGCACCAAGGCUAGAGCAUAUGUCUUGAGUGUAAAUUAAUAUGGCUUUUUUCUUUACAGAAAUAAAUUUUCUUGAAUCAAGCAAAAAAAUUUAAAGGAGGCAUAGCUCUCAGUCACUAAUGCCAAGUGGUUUUGAAGGUUUCAAAGUAUUGCAGCACCAUUCAUUUGGGCUUUCCUGUCUAAUAUACAUGCAACGUAAAACACAGUAAGCAUGGUGAAUUAUUGCACAAUUUCUGGUACAUUUAAUCUACAAUGGGAUCGUUGUUGCGUCAAUGACUUGGCUUUUCGAUCUUUGCACCAGUAAUUCAAGGUCAUCUUUAAUUUCUUGCAAUGGCUGAGAUUGCUCAACAUGUUAGCAAAGUCGUUACAGUUUAUGGAUGCAACUUUCAGUAAGCGUGAUGGAUCAUAAAUUUGGUAUCAUUAUUUUGUCAAUUUUCAAGAUGGUAUUUCUGAAUUGGCAAUUUUUCUUACAGUAUUCGGUAUGCUCAUAUAAGUUGUCAUGGUAACCAUACCUGGAGUUGCACUAAUCUACAUUUAAACAACUUGGCCUUGUUAUGUGCCACCAACAUCUCCAAAUUUUAGCCUCAUUCAAUUAUGAUGGGCCUUUUGCAAUAGCUGGUUAUGCGAUCAACUUGAUUUCAGCGGGGAUGUAAAAAGCACAUAAAAAUUAUCUAACCUGUAAAUUGUCAGCCACAUAUCUUAACAGUGCCUACUGUAAUGGCUGCUGAAAAUGAGAAGAAAUUAUUAAAGUGAAAUCCGUUAGGAAAUUGAGUAAUUAUUGUAACUUUCAGUGGAAAAAACCUUGUACCUGAAUAAUUUCAAGCAUAUUGCAUUCUUUUUCACACUGUUCAAGGGCUAUUAAUGUAAUACGUUGUAUGAAAUAACUCCGAACUAAAGGUUCUUAUUGGAGCCUGUGAAAACAAACUUCAAAAUCCUCAAAUUUAACAAAAUGAAGUCUUCCGCAUGACAAUUUUACGUGUGUUUUCUCAGUUCCUGUGAAAUUUGAAAUUUAUUUUCUCAGGCUCCCGUAUGAAAUUGUCUUUGGUGUUGUUACAGACAACUUAUUAUAUCUAUAGCCCCUUGAAAAAUGUAAAAAAGAAUAUCGUGUGGCUUAAAAUAUUCUGGUGCAAGGGUUUUGUCCACUGAAAAUUAAAAUUGCUCGAUUUCCUACUGUAUUCUGUCUUACUUUUGUAUGGUGAAAACAUCUUUUGCCACCAGAUCGUGGUUGAGUGGUUUGUCAUACAAAUCCUUCUAAAUUUUAAAAUUUUCAAACUGUCAAGAAAUCUUUCCCUUACACAUUACAGGGCUCAAAUUUUCAUUUACAAACAAAGAAAAUUGAGUUGGUAUUAUUAUAACAUAUGAGCAGAUAUUAUUUAACAAUUCUCCUUUUGUGGUAUAGAUUUGGAAGGCCCUGUUAGAGAAGAUGCCAAUGACUGCUAUGAUUAGAAAUCUUGGCAAAAUGACCAACAUUGGAGUACUUGCUCCGUUGUCUGAGGGUGCCACCAAGGUCUGUGACAUGCUGAGAAAUGAGAGGAGCCUUAAAGAUGCACGUGUCCACCCAUUUAACAUCCUCUUAGCUCUGAAACAGUAUCAAGCAGGGCAGGGAGAGAAAGGCAAGCUCACAUGGACACCAAACCAAGCCAUUGUGACUGCACUGGAUGAAGCAUUCUACUUGGCUUUCAAGGUUUGCAUUCAAUGUGUUAUUGUAUUGAAUUCCAAAGCUCACUAUGAAUUUUUUGGCUAAUUUAUAACUUGCAACAAGAGUCAUACCAACUAGCAACACACCUCUUGAGUUAAAGUUGAAAGCUUGAAUGGGUAGAAGGCUAUUUCAUACAAGGGAAAAAGUUUGUACCCUGGUUAAACCAAUUAUUAUUGGUUAAAGCAAUUUUUGCUUUAUUAUGUGCGAUUUUGUGGACAUUGAUGUAUAACAUAUAUAGUUAAUGUAACAAUAACCCCUCCACCCCCAUUUUUCUCUUUCUUUUUCAAUAAUAUAUGUAAAUUAAAGCAUAAAAAGUUGAUGUUUUGGCAUCGUCGUAAUGCCAUUAUCUAACUACAAUUUUGUUAGUGAGUAUGUACAUACCUUUGCAGAAUGUAGAGCCCACCAAUAAGAGAUACCUCUUGGCCAUUGAUGUCAGUGGCUCAAUGUCAUGGGGUAACUGUCAUGGAACAACCAUCACCCCCAGGGUUGCUUCUGCUGCUAUGGCAAUGCUUACAGCACACACUGAACCACAGUAUCACUUUGUGGGAUUCUCUCAUCACCUGGUACCUCUCAACAUUAACUCUACUCAGAGACUUGAUACAGUCGUAAGGACUAUUGAGCAGGUAAUUGUAAACACUUUGUUUUUUCAGUUAUUAGGGACCUUAAGACAUGAGGAUGGUGACAGUGGUGGAAAGGUUCCUAAAAAAGUGAAUUUGCAUUCUUUCUGUUCAAUUUUCACCACGAUGUAUUCCAAUUCUUUAGCUUGUCUGUUAAAUGUAGAGAAGGCGGCUUUUCGGAAUUCCUUAGGCAUAGGAGGGUUUUAGAUAUGAAAUUUCCACAGGGUAGAGACAAUUGUGUAUUCCAUGAAAAGACUUAUUUUAUGGACUUAAUUAGUUCGCAAAUAAAGCUCGAACUGACGACACUGCUGGCAACCCCAGACGCAUAGCUGCAGAAGCACAAGCAUCCAUCAAUCAAUGAUGCUUUCCUGUUCAUUUGUAGAAGAAAACCAACAGAGCGUGGGUUGUACGUCCAGUUCCAGAGACCUUAAUGCUACAAAACAUCCUUUUCUCUUUUUUUGAAAACAGCCUCAUAGAUUUUUUUGUCCAUUCAUUGUGAAACAUGGUCUUUUGACCAAGGACACUAUUUUAAUUUUUGAAGAUCGUGGGAUUGGGAGCGACUGCUGACUCCAAAGGCAGAAAUAAUUAAAAACAACAAAAAAAUUUGUGUCACAUACACUUUAAAAAAGGGUGAUAAUUACUGAGUGUUUUCAAUUCUUAGUGUGUGUAUUAUAUGUAUCCAAAAUUGAAAGUCGUUUUUCGUCUUUAAAAGAAACAAAUUUGUACAAUAAAUUAACAAGAUGGUAGCAAAUAAGAAGGAUUUUUGAUGUUGAAAACUCCACAAUCAUCUCAAGAAUAUUCAUUUACUUCUCUAUACUUCUGUUACAGUCAGAUACAGUCUCUCCAAUUAGUAAGGCACUGUGCCUGUGCUCUAAGACAUGAGACUUUAAUAAAGUUCAUUAUUAUUAUUAUUAUUAUUAUUAUACAUUGCUUAAUUCUAAAAAAUACAAAGCAGUGAUCAGAAUCGGAAGCAACGGCUGAGCAAAUCAACUGACAUCUCAUGAUGUCGUCAACCUUUUUUCGAUCCUUUACUUGUUUGCAGGGAAAAAGCAGGUUUCAAAUGGCCAAAAUUCAAGACUUUUUUGGGAGACAUUUUUUAAAGUUCAGAAUUGUUUAUUAAACUUAUCCAAGGACCAAAAUCUGUUUAAAAAAGUUUUAUGUGACUCAUAUACACUUUAAAUAUAUGUCUUCUCCAUUCUCUUAUUUGAAGAAAAAUGAUUAUCUUGGAGAACUGCUAAAGCUAAUAGUCAAACCUGUGUCUCACUAAACUAAGGUGAAAAUUGUGAUGCAGGUACUAACUACACCACUCUUCAACCUCUAGGUACCCAUGGGGGGAACUGACUGUGCUCAACCCAUGAUCUACGCCAGAGACAAUAAUCUUAAGGUUGAUGUCUUCAUUGUUUACACUGACUGUGAAACCUGGGCUGGGCCAAUUCACCCAAGCGAAGCACUGAGGCUGUACAGAAAUCAAUCUGGUAUUGAUGCUAAGCUCAUCAUUUGUGCAAUGACCUCCAAUGGUUUCACUCUUGCUGAUCCUGAGGACAGAGGAAUGCUUGACAUGGCUGGGUUUGACUCUGCUGCUCCAGACAUCAUAAGGCAGUUUGUUGUUGGUUUAUAAACCUGUCUAACCACCCAGGUAUCAUGAAAUCGUCUAUUAAACCCCCCUGUUGACAUUUGAACUGGUUUAAAUUGCUCUGGAUUUCCAUAAACCAUAAAGAAAAGAUCUUAUUUUUCCAAUCUGGGUAAUGCUACGUAAGCAGCCCUCUCUGGAACAAAAGGGCAAUCUUGCCAAAUGAUAACCUGGUAUAGAGUUUGUCCUUGAAUUUUACACAUACUGUAGUUGUACUAUAUCCACCCCCUUAAACAUGCCUUAACUGAAUAAGCUCUCCCCACAAAGGCUUAAUAGAAAAUUUACCGUAGAUUUAUAAACACACCUUUGAUGUACAGAGGUAUUAUUUGUGUAGAACUAUGUUGACAGGCAUGUGAGCCUCCUUGACACCAAAUAAUACUCUUCAAUUUGCAGGCUUAGCAUUACAUGGCCGUGCAAAGUCAUUAAUUAUUUCAAUCACACUUGUCUAAGAGACAAGGAAUUUUGAAAAUACCUGAUAACUGUGGUUUUAGAAUAGUGGGUUCUAAAAUCAUACAAGUGCAAAGGUAGUAUUUAACAUUGGAAAGAAAUGAUGUUUUUAUCAUAGAUAUGUUUUGUUAAAACCAUCUUUUUUAAGCAGUGUGUUUUUAUGUAAGUGCAAGCAUUGUAUGCAUGCAACGCAACGGAAACAAGGAUAAAAUGUAUUUGAAAUGCAAAUGCAAACUUUGCCAUGCCUGUGUAUAAAACGAUGAUAAAAAACCUGGACUUGACAAAGCUACAUAGUGGCACUUUCUUAGAUUUUUUUAUCAAAGGACUGUUCGUGCUUUAUGCCAUGCUUGGGUUGGGCCCUGGUCUUUCUCACUUAGCCUGUUCGAGGCUCCAAAAACUAAUACUUAUGUGCGGAGAUCUUGAAAACUGAUGCGAAAAAUGCGAGACUCAUUUUCGCUUGGCUUGUUUUCAUGAUGUCCCUACUAAGAGCAACAUUCAUCUUUGUUUUUAGCACUCAGGCUUUAAAGCCAGUCAUCCACAAUUCAACAUUAAUUUCUUGCAUGUUCUCGUGAGUAAUGCUUUAGAACGUUCAGCCUCCAAAAAAGCAACUCAUGGAAAAGUUGAUCAAAAAGUUCUCCAGUGUACCUCUGGUCCAUGUGAACUUUCAACUUUACCAGCACAUGCUCUGUGUAUAUUUUGCUUUUGUUUCUUGUUAACUAUUUUGUAUUUUUGUAGUUGUUGGACGUUUAGUUUAGAAAGAGACCUUGAAACAAACUUUUCAGACUGUUUUGUUAAACCGAAACGAAAAAUAAGCUUGGAGAAAGAAGUUGAAAUUCUUUCCAAGUCAAUGUCUUGAUGAGAGAACUUGUUUUAUGAGUCAACGAGUCAAGUUUUGAGUCAGGUGUGGGUUAAGAGCUGAAAAUUUAUUGAUUAGGGUUAAACAGUGAUUUUAGUGAUUAGGGUUAAUCAUGGUCUCGAAGUGGUUAGCAUUUAUUUAGGUUAAGAUUUGUUACUUUAUCCACCGCGUAUGUAUUUAUCAAAGCAAUUACUCGCGGGAAAUCCUAGAGAUCCCAAGUAUUGACUCAAAACUCAUGGAAUCAUUUACUCUUAAUUCUCUGUGUCGAUUGGUUUCACGGAAAAUGUAUUUAGAAAAGUGUGUAGCAUAUGCUUCUUGAUAUAAGGGAUCAAAGGAUUUAAAAGUCUUCAUCGUUAAUACUGGUAUUAAAUUAACUUAGUACGAACGUCCACCUGUAACUGAAGUAGCUGACAGUAUUAUUUGCGUCAGUCCGAAGUGGAAA
This is a messenger RNA of Porites lobata, 14694 nucleotides long. The record is from the annotation of a GenBank genome assembly. NCBI's taxonomy places the organism in Eukaryota, Metazoa, Cnidaria, Anthozoa, Scleractinia, Poritidae.